Onthophagus taurus is the source of this 1018-nucleotide messenger RNA. It is a transcript of the gene Der-1, whose product is annotated as derlin 1. The record is from RefSeq and is a predicted model, not a curated record. Lineage: Eukaryota; Metazoa; Arthropoda; Insecta; Coleoptera; Scarabaeidae.
UGUCAAAAAAAAAUGUCAAAAUCAUUCCCUCAAAAAAUAGGAAGUUUAAACGAUUUGAAUUAAUCGUGAAAGUACACGUAUCCUAUAAAAUGUGUUUAUAAGAGAAAUAUCUCUAAUAAUAAAGUUAUUACAACAUUAAUUGAAAUUUAGUUCGAUUGGACGUUUAAAGUUCGUGUUAAGUGAAAAUUUUGAGGUUAGAAAUGUCUGAUAUCAGUGAUGCUUAUAAAAGGAUCCCCUUUUUCACAAGAUAUUGGCUAACUUUGAUAGCCUGUUUUACGUUGGUGGGACGUUUGGGGCUAAUAAGCCCUUAUACCUUGGUGUUGGCAUAUGAACCCCUUAAAAGAUUUGAGAUAUGGAGAAUAUUUACAUCGGCAUUUUUCUAUCCGUUAAGUCCAGGAACUGGGUUUCACUUUUUAAUGAAUUUAUAUUUUUUGUAUAAUUACUCAAAGUUAUUAGAAACUGGAUUUUUUAGUGGAAAACCAGCCGAUUAUUUCACAAUGUUGGUUUUUCAUUGGGUUUGUUCGGUUAUCGUUGGGCUAAUAGUUGGAUUACAUAUUAUUAUGGAACCUAUGAUAUUAGCAACACUUUACGUUUGGUGUCGAUUAAACAAAGAUGUUAUUGUAAACUUUUGGUUUGGUACUCAAUUUAAAGCAAUUUACCUCCCAUGGGUAUUUUUGGGUUUCAACAUGAUUUUAAAUGGAGGUGGUCUAUAUGAGUUAAUAGGAAUUUUAAUUGGACACCUUUAUGUGUUCCUAAUGUUUCAAUAUCCCCAAGAAUUAGGGGGAAGUCAGUUAUUAUCCACUCCUAGUAUAUUCAAACAAUGGUUUCCAGACACAAUUGGAGGAGUUCAUGGUUUUGGAACUCCUCCACCAAGAGCCCCACAACCACAGGCAAGAAGAGGUGUCUUUGGAAGACAUAAUUGGGGUACCGGGCAUGUUUUAGGAGGAAACUAAUUUUAAUUUUGUAUAUUUAUAUAAACUUUAGUUCUUGAUAAUGUUUAAAUAAUUGAUAAAUGAAU